Mustela erminea (ermine) is the source of this 585-nucleotide messenger RNA. It is a transcript of the gene RNASE9, whose product is annotated as ribonuclease A family member 9 (inactive). Lineage: Eukaryota; Metazoa; Chordata; Mammalia; Carnivora; Mustelidae. The record is from RefSeq and is a predicted model, not a curated record. Gene Ontology annotation, molecular function: nucleic acid binding.
AUGCAGAUUCUGAUCACUGCAUGGACCCUGGCUCUGCUGCUCCUGCUGCAGCAGCCCCUGCAAUUUAAAAGUUGGCAUUUCCAACUCGAGGAGUCAGAGGAAGAGAUAGAAUGGUUUGAAGGUUACUUGGUGGAAAUGCACAGUUCAGGACCUCCCAGACCUCUGACCAAAGAAGCUUUCCAAAGACAGAUGAUUAUCGAUCCUGAAAGACCACUAACUGAUUCUAACUACCGUACUGAUGGAAAAGAUGAAAAUGUCCAUGACAAGUUCUGUUGUGUCAGAGAAUAUUUCUUCCUUCGAAUAGCACAUGAGGACUUGCAAAAGAUCCGUAGCAACGUAUUUGUGCCUUGUAAGAAUGGAGUUAAGAAAUGUCACAGGAGCAGGCACCUAGUAGGAGUGUACUGUAAUUUAACAAGAGGAGCUAGAAUGACAGACUGUGAAUAUGACUCUUCUUAUAGGCAGGGCCAUAUCUUGAUCACUUGCCAAUGACAAAAUGAUAUUAAAAAAAUUGUUCCUGCUCAUAUAAGUAAUAUUAUGGUUUUAGAUGAUGAUACGCAGGAUUCCCACAUCUUUGCUUUGGAUUAG